Messenger RNA from Diatraea saccharalis (sugarcane borer), 1924 nucleotides. NCBI's taxonomy places the organism in Eukaryota, Metazoa, Arthropoda, Insecta, Lepidoptera, Crambidae. The record is from the annotation of a GenBank genome assembly.
CCAUUCGGGUUUAUCGCGAAUGGUUACUACAUUUUCAAAGUUUCUGAGUAGUGUACAAGAUGGGUGGGCUAAAAAUUGCUAUAUCUACCUAUAUAUUAUUAGUCUCAGCUUGUUAUGCAAAUGGUAUACCUAGAGUUGAUCCAUUGGUAGAUACGGAGUUAGGCCUGAUCAGGGGUCUUACAUCUGACGAUGGCAGUUAUUCAAUGUUUUUGGGCAUCCCUUAUGCAACAGUUAACGUGUCAAAUCCAUUUGGGCCCUCCAUCCCACAUCCUAGUUUCGAUAACACAUUUGAUGCUUUUGAUGACUCCGCCAUAUGUCCUCAAAUUAAUGAAUUCACCAACGAAGUGACUGGCACUCUGGAUUGUCUGCAUCUGAACGUCUACGUGCCAACUACUGCAAGCUCCAAUAACCGCCGUCCAGUAAUGGUCUGGAUAUAUGGCGGUGGGUUUUCGAUUGGCUUUGCUGGUAGAUACGUCCACGGUCCAAGCUAUUUAGUCAGACAUGACGUCAUAUUAGUGACUCUUAACUAUCGAAUUGGGCCUUACGGUUUUAUGUGUCUGGGUACCCCUGAUGUACCAGGAAAUCAAGGCUUAAAAGAUCAGCUGAUGGCCCUACGAUGGGUUAAAAACAACAUAGCAGCGUUUGGUGGUGACAUUGAUAAAAUUACUAUAUUCGGAGAGAGCGCUGGCAGUGUUUCUGUUGAUUUCCAUUUCUUAUAUACACAGGAAAAUCUGUUUAAUCAAAUUAUCCUACAGAGCGGUACUGCAUUAUCACCCUUUGCAGUAACGGAACCAAAUCGAGAGGUCCCAUUGAUAUUGGCUCAACAACUUGGUUUUCUUACAAGCGAUUUGAAUGAAGCUUUAACAUUUUUGACAACUAUAGAUACAGAUCUCGUUAUAGCAGCUAAUAAUCAAUUACAACUGGAGCAUGGGCCCUGUGUAGAGGAGGAGUUUGAAAAUGUCGAACGUUUCAUAUCAGAUCACCCUGUAAAUAUGAAGUUGGGAAAUGGUGUCAACAUACCAAUAUUGAUAGGAUAUGUUGAACAAGAACUACUUACCUUGUAUGUUAAUCUUCCACCAGAAUCCUACGCGUCUCUUAAUAUAUUUGAGGAAUCUCUAAGUCCAGUAUUUAAUUUUGAUAUUGAAUAUUUUGAUAGCAUGGUUAAGAAUGUUCGUCAAUUUUAUAUAGGCGAUGAAGAAUUAAGUGAAGAUUUAAAAUGGGAUUUGAUAGACUUUCAUUCAGAUAUUACAUUUAACUAUCCAACAUAUAGAGCGAUACAGAAGUACAGUUCAAGCGGUAUCAGCAAUGUAUAUUGCUACUUGUUCGCGUAUAAUGGCGACAGGAACUUCGUCAAAAGGCGACUGAACAUAACCGAAGGCAGUGCCGCACACGCUGAUGAAAUCAGUUAUUUGUUUGAUGUGUCAUUCUUCGAUGAAGUUCCAACUCCCGAUGAUCAACUUAUUAUUGACCGUAUGACAACACUGUGGAGUAACUUUGCAAAAUAUGGCAACCCCACUCCAGAAGAAACAAGUUUAUUACCAAUUCAAUGGCCGCCUGUCACUGAAGAAUCACAAAGUUUUCUUAUAAUUAAUUCAGAUCUUGAAGUACAACAAAGACCGUUUCAUGACAGAAUGGCCUUCUGGGAUUUAUUCUACAGGUUAAACAAGAAUCAGGAGAAUGGAUAUCGUGAAGAUUAAACUCUACUAGGAAUGUCGAUCACGCGAAUAACUUUCUAAAAUCUAUAAUAUUACAUAGUACUCAGUUCUGGAAAAACUUGUCUCAUCGUAAACCUCUAUGCUCCCAAGCAACAUUGAGAUGAAGACCGAGACCAAUAAUAUUUAUAAAUAAAAAUCAUUUAAACUACAUUUUAUUUUGUUAGAUUAGGUGUGAAAGUUGACAGACAGUUUUUUGCAUUACUAUAUUG